Molecule: messenger RNA, 1778 nt
Organism: Oncorhynchus nerka (sockeye salmon)
Lineage: Eukaryota; Metazoa; Chordata; Actinopteri; Salmoniformes; Salmonidae
Exons: 5
Coding region: 100-774 (224 amino acids)
Biological process (GO): response to bacterium
Source: RefSeq, a predicted model, not a curated record
UCACCAUAUACUGUACCAUAGGCUUUCUCUUUAGAACUUCAUCAGGGUUGUCUAGUGGUGAAUAGACUGUCAUCUUCACAGGUGAAAUAUCCUGCUAUUAUGGGAAAAUUUGUCUACCUGCUCAUUUUCUUUUAUGUUUCUGGACUACACUUUCUGUCCGCAUCAGCUGUGGUCCAUUUUGUUCAGGCUGGACAAAAUGCUUCCCUGUCGUGCAACCUCACAAACAGCAGAGAAAUAAUCUGGUUCCAAAUGCGCUCAGAGGAACUUGUCACCCUUGUAACUGUUACCAGGCGAUCACGUUUUCUAAAUACUGCAGAAGUUAUUAAGGAAGUCUCAGAUCACUUUGAUACAAAGGAAAGCAACAGUUUGGAGAUCAUUGUGGUGACAGAAGCAGAUUUGGGAUUGUACUACUGUGCUGGUCGCUACAAUGGGACAGUGCGAUUUGGAAAAGGCAUUCGUCUGACUUUUGCAGAUGCAGAGGUGGUGUCGUGUUGGACUCUCCUGGCCUGUGUUGCCCCAGUCUCAGUCUUGUUUGGCACCCUCUGUCUCUUUGGACUCUGUUUCCAGUCAGGUAAAACAACAUGUUUGUGCAACACCUGUGUGAACAGGAAUUCAAGUCUCAAGGAAGUGGGUCUGCAAUAUGGCAGUCUGAAGCACACUGGUAAGGCCCGCCCCACUGCUCAGGGAGUGCAAGGAUUGGCCCAGGGAGUGCAAGGAUUGGACCAGGAAGAUGUCACCUGUGCAACACUAGUCAAAUACGAAUUGUGUGGUUAAUCAAUGAGUUAUUCUCUUCAAACCCUGGAAUGCUGGUCUAGCAGUGACCACAGCGGAAUAGAUGACGUGAUGCAGGUCUCCCUGUACCCUCGAUCUUUCCCUCCAGUUCUGCCGACCCAGAGAUGCAAAAUGAACCUCAGUGUCUUCCACAUGAGAAGGGCUCUGAGACACAAACAUUCAUUUCAGCAAUACAUUCAGUUUUCAGUGAGAUGUAUUAAUUUGUACUCACUCCUUCCCCAUCACCUUGUGUGAUCUCAGACCCUAUAAGACAAAAUAUGAAACAAUCAUUUGUUUUCAAUGAGAGCAAUACUUGUUGGGAGAAUGCAAAUAUUUUACACAAACUCUACUUUUGGGACUUUUCUGGUAGCAAACAAUUAGACAGUGUUCUUUACCUAGAUUUGACAAGCACCUAGUCUGGAGCUCCUUCCUGCUUGUGUCCUCUCUCUAUAGGAAAUACAGCAAUCAUGUCACAUGUUUGUAAAAAGGUUGUUGCAUGACCACAUAGGCCAAUCACAUAAUAUCUUAAUAUGGACCUAAUGCUUGUACAAACAACAUCAGAGGUACAUAAUGUAACAGAGUUUUACGGAGGGUUGCUAACGACAAACAUAAAGCUGGGUGGCACUUAUGUUCUUGUUUUUCAAGACCCUCAAUUUUGACCAACACACACUGCCAUUUUAGUUUCACCACAAAGAGCAAAAACCGAGAUUUGAAAUCAUUUUUAGUCAAUAUAAUUUGUGUCUGAAUGUCCAUGGACAACCUACCAUUUGUAGGGCCUGUCUCUUUGUUCUCUCUCCCAACAUCUGAAAAUAGGUGAAGAAUAUAGGUCAUAGAAUUUACUUUCACAGCACAAAGUUAAAACCCUAGAUUUUGGUGUUAUUUUUAUACUUGUGAUAAGAAUUGCAUAGUGUUGCUGUGUGUUACCUGUUUUCAUAACAGCAGUGGUACUCUGGAUGUUGAAGUGAUCUGGGUUUGCAAAAAUAAAUGAAUAAUCAAGUCAGGCAUAA